Molecule: messenger RNA, 8387 nt
Organism: Rattus norvegicus (Norway rat)
Lineage: Eukaryota; Metazoa; Chordata; Mammalia; Rodentia; Muridae
Source: RefSeq, a predicted model, not a curated record
GCAUUACUGAAUUGAUUCCCCACCCCUGGACUUUUAUGCCAUUAGUCUUAGAGUUUUGAAUAUCUUGAAUUCUCUUAAGUGCAUAUGUAGAAGUGUAUUCAUCCAAAUGUUUUACUUUCAUCUCAAAUAGUUUAAAUGAUACAGUGAUGUUAUAUAGAGGUUUUCAAAGUGUUUUAAAAAGAAUACUACAAUUUUUGGUAAAAGUUCUAUAACAGUGAGUGAAAUACUAGAAAAGAGAGCCACAUUUUUUUUUAAUUCCCUUUUAAAACACUGUAGGAAUUUCUAAUUAAAAGAGAACCCGUAGAAGAAUUACUGAGGAAGAUUGCUUACUUAGAGUUUUGGUAUACUUAGGUUUUUCUAAACAUGUAAGGUCUUGUGGCAUAUUUGUUUAGUAAAAAUAUCUGAAAUGUGGUUGAAAGGCCAAUAUCCUGAUAGCUUUAGGUCCAAUAAAGAAGUUAAGUCUCAUCUUUCUAGGGGAAAAUUUAUUUUCAAUUUCUUCUCCAGCAACUCUAAUCUGUGCUUGCUGAGAAAGCAUGGAAAGUCACCAGUUUCCCUGGACCUCUACUUUGCCUUUGUAUUUCAUUAGGAAAUGUAGACUUGCACACGUAUUCUUUGUAGUUUCACAGCCAGUCCCGAGAUCCUUCCUAAGUUUGGGACAAGUAACCGGCAUUUUUCACAUAGAGGUUUUGUUGAAUUGAGAGUGUGAUUUGCCAGAGGUCAGUAUGUUAGUGAGCAGCUGACUGAAGAGGUCAGUAUGUUAGUGAGCAGCUGACUGAAGAGGUCAGUAUGUUAGUGAGCCGCUGACUGAAGCUAGCAAACCUGCUGGUCCCUGCUACACUCCUCACUCACCUGCUCAUCCUUCAGAGCCAUGGAACGAACCUCAGCACAGGCAGGGACACACAGAAGUGAGUGGAAGGGGAAAGGCAGAUUAUUUUUGAAGUUAAAGGGACUACAUUUCAAUAUCACUUAGAUAAGUGAGCUUGUAAAAGUCACUUAAACUGAAUGAAUUUAGACUAAAAAAGGAAACAAUAGCUGUCAUUACAGGAACUUGAAAAGACUAAGUGUGAUAGUACAGUUAUCGUUGUGGGAACAAGUUCAGGACUAUCUGUUAGCAGGACUUCAUUUUUAUUAGGUGGUAGGUGAAAGUCUAGAGAGCAUAGAUGCUGCAGUCAGUAUUUGUAAAGUGUUCUGUUUUCUAGAGGCUGUGUUAACGGAAUGGUCACAGAUAGAAUAUUUUAUCUUGGAAUCCAGUGUUUAGUGACUUACUGUUGCUCCAUAAAUCUGAAGAGAAAUAAUUUGUUUAAGAGAAUGUGGAGAAAACUGUCAAAUAUAAAUAUUUUGGAGAUGUAUAGUGACUUUUGUCCACUGAUAGUUUAUACAGUACAGUCACUUUCUUAUUUAAAAAUUAGCAUGCAUUAUUAAGAAUAUGUUAAAUUAUUUUAAUAGUAAUCUUAAAUUAGUUUUGGAGGUAUGCUUUUGUCUGCUAUCGCAAAUACUAUUAGUGAACAGAUAAUACUAACAGUACUGUUUAUCUCCUGAGGAAGUUUAAAAUUGUCAGAACUCUUUAUUUUGUAGAAAAAAAAAAACUGUCAAGCUCCUCCUUGGGAUAAAAGUGCCAGGGUGAGCAGAAGUGUCUCCUUGGAGAACUAAGAAUCAAGAAGAAAUGCUUUUAUUGAGCUGAUGGAGUCAGUGAAUUCCCUAGAGUAUGAAUAUGAACCCCACAGAGAUGAGAAUAUAUAAAAAAUUGGAGGCCAAGAUACUUCCUUUUGAAGACAGACGGCUCAUUCAUAGGCUAUAAAGAGAAACCUCAAGAUGUGGACUUACCUUAUCCCCUCAACAACUUCUCAGUGGCAAAAUGUCAAUUAAUGAAAACAGAACGACCAAAGCCAAAUACAUUUAUUAUCAGAUGUCUUCAGUGGACCACUGUUAUAGAGAGAACAUUUCAUGUAGAUACUCCAGAGGAAAGAGAAGAAUGGACAGAAGCUAUCCAAGCUGUAGCCGAUCGACUGCAGAGGCAAGAAGAGGAGAGGAUGAAUUGUAGUCCAACGUCACAGAUUGAUAAUAUUGGAGAGGAAGAGAUGGAUGCAUCUACAACCCAUCAUAAAAGAAAGACAAUGAAUGAUUUUGACUAUUUGAAACUGCUAGGUAAAGGCACUUUUGGGAAGGUUAUUUUGGUUCGAGAGAAGGCAAGUGGAAAAUACUACGCUAUGAAGAUUCUGAAGAAAGAAGUCAUUAUCGCAAAGGAUGAAGUGGCACAUACUCUGACUGAGAGCAGAGUUCUAAAGAACACCAGACAUCCAUUUCUAACAUCCUUGAAAUAUUCCUUCCAGACAAAAGACCGUUUGUGUUUUGUGAUGGAAUAUGUUAAUGGGGGAGAGCUGUUUUUCCAUUUGUCGAGAGAGCGGGUGUUCUCUGAGGACCGCACACGUUUCUAUGGUGCAGAAAUUGUCUCUGCUUUGGACUAUCUACAUUCUGGAAAGAUUGUGUACCGAGAUCUCAAGUUGGAGAAUUUGAUGCUAGAUAAGGAUGGCCAUAUAAAAAUUACGGAUUUUGGACUUUGCAAAGAAGGGAUCACAGAUGCAGCUACCAUGAAGACAUUCUGUGGUACACCAGAGUAUCUGGCACCAGAGGUAUUAGAAGAUAAUGACUAUGGCCGAGCUGUGGACUGGUGGGGCCUAGGUGUUGUCAUGUAUGAAAUGAUGUGUGGGAGGUUGCCUUUCUACAACCAGGAUCAUGAGAAACUCUUUGAACUAAUACUCAUGGAAGACAUCAAAUUCCCCCGAACACUCUCUUCAGAUGCAAAGUCAUUGCUUUCAGGGCUCUUGAUAAAGGAUCCAAAUAAACGCCUUGGUGGAGGGCCAGAUGAUGCAAAAGAGAUAAUGAGGCACAGUUUCUUUUCUGGAGUAAACUGGCAGGACGUAUAUGACAAAAAGAUGACGACGACGGCAUGGACUGCAUGGAUAAUGAGCGGCGGCCACACUUCCCUCAGUUCUCCUACUCUGCAAGCGGACGGGAAUAAGUUCCUUUCAGUCUGUCUCUACACUGUCAUCUUAGAUUUUGCCACUGAGAAUGAUUCCUGGACAUCUCCACCAGUCCUCGCUCUUACAGUUAGCAGGGGCACCUUCUGACAUCCCUGACCAGCCAAGGGUCUUCACCCUCACCACCUCUCACCCACAUGAAACCAUAGACACAGACACUCCAGUUUUGUUUUUGCAUGAAAUUGUAUCUCAGUCUAAGGUCUCAUGCUGUUGCUGCUACUGUCUUACUAUUAUACAACUUUCAGAAGUAAUUUUACAACCUUUGGGAGUCAUGGGCCCAUUGUUCAUUUGUGCAUCAAGUGUCAUCUUCUUUUGGUUUUUGGUUUUCCCUAGCAGUGAAGGCUAUAUGAGAUACACUGAUUCUAGGUACAUUGUUAACUUUCUAGGAGAUAAAUCAAGAACUAAUUAGACUAAGAAGAUUUAGUUUCUAUUUCUGAACAAGCAGUUGUUAAAGGGUGGUGGUGUGUGUAUGUAAGAGUUUAGCAGCGCAUGUCUGACCAGCACAUGAAGUGUGUAUCACUGACAUUUGGCUGGAAAUCCUUAGGAAACAUUGAGAGGACUGAAGGGCCGAUUUGAGAUACACAUAGCUUUUUAAUUCCUGCUGGAUAUUGUGGAGGAAGCCCAGUGCCACCUAUGGACACCCAGAUUUCAAGGGCAGAUGGAGACCGUUCAACCAAGCACUGAAGGUGCAGAGUCACCUAGAAAGGCUUAGGGUCUACUUUGUACCAGAGAGUAUUUCCCCUGGGCUUGGCAACCUUUUCCCUUUCUUGACAUUUAUCACCUCUGAUGGCUGAAGAAUGUAGACAGUACAGUGAUCCUGCUGUCACCAAAAUCCAUACACCAAGGUGGACGGGUGUUUGCCUUACCAGUUUUGAAGUUGUUACUUUCAGUUAUAGGUAAAUUAGCUUUUUCUCAGAUGUUAAAACUUUGAAUGUCCUUUAUGGUUUUGUUUCUAUUACGGUAGUAUUUAUUUUUUAGUGGUAAGAAUUGUGUUGUCAUGUUAGCAAGCGCAGCUCCAAUUCGCAGCUCCAAUUCACAGGUCAUUGCCUGUGGUUUCUUUCCACCCAUGUGCAAGGAAUGUACACACCCAUUAGAAUCAUGCACUUUUCUCCUAGGUAAGAAGAAAUGGUAAGGCUCUGGGAUUGUAUCUGUGGUUAGAAUCUGGUUAGAGCCUUUGGGAGAGGAGAUGCUGUAAUUUGACCCCUUGGAGCUGAAAUGAGAAAAUCCCAAUACCCAAUGCCAAGGGGUUGGUAGAGCAAGUGGAUAUGAGAGUAUAGCCUAGCAUAAAGUAAUGGAGAGAGCGGAGACCCGGUGACGAUGAGAAAUGCACUCUCCUCAGCAAAGUGAACACAUCACAACCAUUCACACAGUAGCAAGGAAAGGAUAAGAAGAAGGUGAUGUGUUUAUUCUUAUCAAGGUACAUUCAUUACUGAAUCAAGCCAUCAGGGAAAACAACAAAACAAAACACCUCUAGCUUUUAUUUUUCUGUACAUACUCAUGUCUCCCAACCCAAACAUUUCUCACUGAGAGGGGACAUGUAUGCAAACCUCAUCUUUCUCCUUCAUUAAUGAUGAUCUUCAGAUUAAACCCUUUGGUGCUAGGAGCUGACACUUUCCAAAGCAGACUAUGAAGUCCAAGGAUCAAAGCCUUUCUUGCAGCAAGCAAGAGGGCAACUGCUGCUCCAAGGAGUGAUUACGGAAAUGGAUUCCAGCUACUGACUGGCAGCUCCCAAAUGGAAGACGACAGUGUGACCUAGCAGUGUCACUGCAGUGUGGGUGUGCGUAGGAAGUCAUGCUCUCAUGCAGAUGUCUUGGCCUCUGGGCUCGGACUUAGGGAAGCAGAGCCGCUGCUGGCGGUGGCUGGCCGCUGGGACCGCUGGGACCGCUGGGACGUAAAGGGCAUUUUACUAAGGCAGCUAAGACUGACUCAGACAUAGAUUUUGUCCUCAUUUUUCAUGUUUCUACCUGGGUGAGUUUACCCUUAGUGGGAAGUAGGAAGUUAAACAGGUGUACAGCCUUACAUCUGCAGUCUUCUUUUUUCCUACAUACAAGUAUGUUGAAUGUUUCACACUGACAAGAAAGUAGAUUAGAUGGUAUGUCCUUUAAGUUACCUUGCAUCCAUUCUGGAAGAAAGAAGUAGGAGAGGAAGAAAAGCAAGCCGAGCCUGGCUGAUGUUCAGAGCAUUUAUCCUUCAGAAGGAGCAGACACUGUAUACUAAGCACACAGCUGCUUUUGACUCCUCCCAAGUCUUAAGGUAAUUUCAUGACCUUGGCCAAGGAUACUUGGUGAAGAUUAAUGAGGGGACAUUGACAAUGCCUCAGGCUGGCCACUCCUCACACCUGGCCUUUGGUCCCCAGCCUUUCAAGGGACUGCUCAUCCCAUCCCUAACUCCCCGGGUGUCACAGCAGGCGCAUUCUUGGCUUUGAUUUCAAGAGUUCUCUCCUGGCACCUUCCACCAGAUGUCAGUUAAAGGGCAGGAGUAGAGCAGAGAGGUGUGGGGAGGAGGCUCUGAAAUCUUAAGUUGCCUAGGCCUACAGCUUAGGGCUCUGGCAGUUGAAAUGGCCCGAAACGGGGCAUCAUCAUGUCUGGAUGCGGCUCUGGCUUUGUGAUUCCAGCUCCUACCAGCUCCACCUUGACCUCUUGUCACCAUGCAGGGCUGUCUGGGAGGAAACUGGCCACUUGUGCUCAGACUGCUGCCAGCAUUCUCACAGCUUUGCUCUCCACAUUAAUGACCUAGAUUAUUCCAGUAUUGUUUCCAUUUCCCACCUGACCUCCAGCUUCUCAGAGCUGACUUCUUGCAGGGGCCACAUGCUUCUCUUUCCCUCACUAACUGCAGGGUCUCCAGCACACCUCAGUGUACACACUUUGCUGCUACCGUCUGUACUGUCUACAUCACAAUUCCCUGAGCUUGCUCCUGGUACUGCAUUACAGGCAAGCAUGAAGUGUAAAGUAUUUAUUUAAAUAAAAAGGAAACCUCUGGAUUGGUCACCGAGUCACCUCCCUAUAGAUUCGUAGUCUGUGGCAUAUUUUGACUUUCUAGUUCUUCUGCUAGAUCCAUACAAGGUCUGGUCAUCUGGUUAAGGGUUUGAAGCAGACACAGCUACGAACCCGGAUGCUGUCAUCACUGUCACGGCUGGCUACACUACAGAUGUUCGUGUCCUUACAUUUAUGACCACAGGGUGUGAAGUAACUACCAAGAACCUGGUUUUGUACACUGUACACCUCGGUAUCUCACACUCUGACAGGGACACACAUGACUUCCUUCGUACAGACAGCUUAAAUAAAGCCCUGUGUCAAUCCGCUACUCCUCUGUUUGUUGUUGUUGGAUAUGGCUCUGUAACUUCAGAAAACUAAAUUUCGUUCUUUUCUGGAAAAAGGACUAUAGCCCCAGCUGUUAUUAACCAGCCUGUAUGACGGUGUGACAGGAAAAGAGGUAAAUAGAUAAGACACAGACGGGGUGUUCCCCUUGACCAAAAUGCCAAUAGCCUGUGUGUUUGUAGCAACUGAUGAAGGGCUAGGAGUGCAGUCCCUGGCCACCAGCAGCAGAUUUUAAGGCACAUCUACUAGGAUGCCAGAAAAAGAGUAGAUUGCAGACCCUAAAGGUCUUGAUAAGAAAUGGUGUGGGCCCCAAAUUCUCAAGGAAUGCAGCUUGUCACUAAUGUCUUCCUGAUAACACACAGCUCCAGACACUUCUUUGCAAGUGUAUCUUUAACCCUUCAUGUCAGUUUAUAACGUAGACAUAGUAAUCGAUGGCCAGAAUGUCUGGAUUACAUUGUUUUGGAUGGGGUGUAUUUCUGAUUUUACCUCAUAAGCUACAACUGUAGAACUUGGCUUUGCUCUUGUGAGUUCAACAGGGAGAGGAGUGACUUUUGGGACCAGUUAGUCAGGCAUGCAUGUGUAUUUCUCACAGCCAAAUCUGGAGGCAUUCUUACAUGUGCUGUCCUCAAAAUCAACUGGGGUUGGCAGAUCCAUGAGGCUGAAAUAAAGUGACCUCUACAACUCUUUAAAGGUGCUAUUUUUAGAAUAUUGUAUAAUUUAUUCAUGGUAUAAAUACAUAAAACAGAAUUGAGGACAGUUAAAAUAUGUGACAGCUUUAUUGCUAGCACAUUUGAUGAAACCAGAAACUUCUCAGAAUAGAAGUUCUGCUGUUCGAGGCUUGCACCUUUGACAUGCCCCAGAGAUGAGGAUGGCCCAUGCACCGUCCUGCUACCACCACCUCCAUGGCCUAAGCUGCAUGUUUGUGAGGGGCAGGCUGAGCAUGUGGACACCAGGCCUCAGCUGAGCGCCCUGGGCUGCUGGGCUGCUGGGCUGCUGGCAGGGAGAGGUGAGGUGUCACAUGCAGCCUUGCCCCCAGUGUUUCAUCCCACCCUCAAACGCCGUGACCAUCUCAGCAUCCAGGCUCUAUUCCUGUCUGUCUGUUCGCUUUUGUUUUUUGUUUUUGUCUUCGUUCGUUUUGUGGAGCCGGGAGAGGACCCCGGGGCCUCACAUGCUGGGCAAGUGCCCUGCCACCGAGCUACACCCCAGACCUUCCAGUGUCCAUUUGUGUUCCUUUAAAGCAUUUGAGGGCUUGACUGUAUAGUAGAAAUACUAUUUUAGACUAAGAAUAUGAUCUGUGUACAGAUAUUUGAUAUACUGUUAAGUAAAUUUUCUAAUUUCACAUACAUUUGUUUUUAGGCUCCUCUCAAGUACUGCUAUUGAAGACAAAAAUCUGACACCAUCGAGCCAAAGAUGCCUUUUUUGGGGGAGGGGGGAGGGGUUUGCUUUGUGUUGUUUAGAGAAUGGGAAAAUAAUGCAGAGUGCUUCCUGAGUGCACACAGUUCAGUGGGAAAUGCUGAAUGCUGGCUACUGGCAGACAUGAUCACGGGGGGUGGGGGGAGAAAAUGGUGACCGGCAGGAGGAGAGGUGGUCUUCAGUACACUUUGGCUGACUUCAAACAUGUGCCUUUUGGUGUGUUUUGUCAUUGCUACAAAAUGAAAAGGAAACAGAACAACUCAAGUCUUUAGAAAGACUUUUUAUUAAUCCCUGUGCAUACUUUAGAGACAAGGGAAAUCAGUGACUUGAAGCUGUUCUGAGCACACACUCCCGACUAGCCCUAGCCAGUUGACGCUGAAGCACUCCCUGUCUGUAGCACAGGGACAGGCCAUGGCGUGAGGACCAGCCCCCCUGCAGUCCCUGCUGGUGUCUCCCUGGGGAGGUUUCGGUGCACUGUGCACAUUAAGUACAAAUCAGAUGAAUGUAAAUAUCUCUUUGUAAAUCAUUUAUUUCACUCUGUUUCAUCCAGGUCAGCAAUCAGAUUGUGGCAUGCUGGGUAACUGGAAAAAAAUGAUAAUAAAAAGUAAGUUUAAAUAGA